Messenger RNA from Schistosoma rodhaini, 2238 nucleotides. The record is from the annotation of a GenBank genome assembly. Lineage: Eukaryota; Metazoa; Platyhelminthes; Trematoda; Strigeidida; Schistosomatidae.
AUGAGGGUGAAAGUUGACCAUUGGGACAUUUCUGUCCUUGUUGUUUAUUUGGUAGCUUUGCUGUCAGCUGGAUUUUAUUCUCUAUUUACUAAUCGACGUGGAACUAUUACUGACUACUUUCUAGCUGGACGAUUUUUCACGUGGCUUCCGAUUGGCGCCUCUUUAUUUGCUACUAAUGUUGGUAGUGAGCAUUUUAUUGGAUUGGCUGGUUCUGGAGCAGCAUCAGGGAUAGCUGUUGGGGCAUUCGAAUUGAAUGCUUCAGUCAUAUUGCAACUACUGGGUUGGAUUUUUCUUCCCGUUUAUAUUGCUAGUGGAGUCAGUACUCUUCCCGAAUAUAUGAAAAAACGUUUUGGUGGAAACCGCAUCCAAAUGUAUCUGGCUGUUAUUUCUUUACUGCUGUACAUUUUUACUAAAAUUUCCGUGAAUUUAUACUCUGGCUCUCUGUUUCUAGCAGAAGCCUUAGAAUGGAAUACAUGGUUAUCAAUUAUUAUACUUCUCAGUAUUACAACGCUUAUUACAGUAACAGGUGGACUUGCUGCUGUUUUGUAUACUGACACCCUUCAGUUUUUCGUCAUGAUCUUUGGUGCCACUGUGCUAACGAUAUUAAGUUUUAUCAAAGUUGGCGGUUUUCAAGGACUCCUUGGUGCAUAUGGAGGAGCCAUAGCCGAAGUUAACAUAUCGUCUAGGGAAGGCGAAAACUUAUUAAAUACAAUGAUAUUGGCAGUCAAGGAGAAAAAUAUAACAUCAUUACUCGAGUUAUCUAGUGAACCGACAAUUGAUUCUCGUUUAAGAUGCAGUCUCCCCUCUCGAAAAGCGUUUAGGUUAUUAAGAGAGAUAAAUGAUCCAGACAUGCCAUGGCUUGGUUUCUUGCUUGGACAAACUCCUUCUUCUAUUUGGUAUUGGUGUGCUGAUCAGAUGAUGGUUCAGCGUACAUUGGCAGCAAAGAGUUUAUCGCAUGCACAAGGUGCAACAUUAAUGACUGGAUUAAUAAAACAAAUUCCAAUUUUUAUUAUGGUUAUUCCAGGAAUGAUAAGCCGCGUAUUAUAUCCAAAUGAGAUUGGCUGCUUCCCUGGUUCUGAUUGCCUUAAAGUUUGUGGACAUCGUAAUGGUUGUUCAAAUAUGGCAUAUCCAAAACUUGUGAUUGAUCUAAUGCCUUCUGGUCUCAGAGGUUUAAUGUUAACUGUAAUGCUUGCAGCUUUAAUUUCCGAUUUAACAUCAAUUUUUAAUUCUUCAAGUACAUUAUUUACUGUGGAUAUAUAUCAAAAAUGGCGAAAAAAUGCUCAAAAUAUUGAAUUGAUGAUUGUCGGUCGUGUGUUUAUCGCAGUACUAGUCGGGUUAAGUGUUGCAUGGAUUCCAAUAAUGCAACAGUCUCAAGGAAGUGAACUGUAUAUCUAUAUUCAAGCGAUUGCUGCCUACCUUACACCACCUAUAGCAUCAGUGUUUUUAUGCGCUAUACUAUGGAAACGGUGUAGUGAAAAGGGCGCUUUUUUCGGUCUCAUUUACGGACUAAUCAUUGGUUUUCUUCGAAUGAUUCUUACGUUUGUUUAUACUGAUCCAAUCUGUGGUGAAGAGGAUAUACGACCGUGGAUUAUUAAAAAGAUUCACUAUAUGUAUUUUGCUAUGUUUUCAUUUGGAUCUACAAUUAUUUUAGUUGUAAUUGUUUCACUCUUUAGUGAAUCACCAACACAAAGUCAAUUACAUCGAUUAACAUAUUGGACAGCUUGGGAUUCAAACAAGGAAGACUUUGAUAAACAAAUGAAUCAUCCAUCCCUUUCUAUUAACUCUCAAUUACAUAUUGACGAUAAUGUCUUAACUGUACAGGAAAAUGAGUCUAAAUCCGAUUAUGUAUCAGAAUUAGACAUCAAUAUCAAUAAACCGAAAUCAAUUCAUCUAUUCAAAUCUAUUUGUUUAUGGUUAUGUGGUCUAGGUAAUUCACCUUGUACAAAAUGUUCCAAAAUAUUUAAUAAACAACAACAACAAGAAGAUACUACUCAAAUGAGAUUGAAUAAAAUUACUAAUCUUAAUCAAAAUUCUUUAGCUAAAUUUUGUUUAAAAAUUGGUUUAAUUAUAAUUAUCUGUUUAACUAUAUUUGCUUAUUUAUUUUAUUCAUUAUAUUUUAAUGAUAUCAUAAUAGGUCCAUUACCAUUGAUAGGUAAUAAAACUUUAAUUAAUCAACAUUAUUUAAAACAUAUUACUUAUUUACAAAAUAAUAAUAUGAUAACAUUUCGAAAAAAAUAA